This is a messenger RNA of Aphidius gifuensis, 6176 nucleotides long. RefSeq lists its product as uncharacterized. NCBI's taxonomy places the organism in Eukaryota, Metazoa, Arthropoda, Insecta, Hymenoptera, Braconidae. The record is from RefSeq and is a predicted model, not a curated record. The transcript has 4 exons. Gene Ontology annotation, molecular function: zinc ion binding. Bases 502 to 5985 code for a protein of 1827 amino acids.
UUUGUGUAAACUCGUUGUGCGUCCGGCUUUCUACAUCGCGCCGAAUUUUAUUUGUGAUGUGAACAGAAUUAAAAUUUGUUUUUAAUAAAAAAAAAAAAAAGUACAACCAUCAUUAUUAAAUAAACAAAUAAACAAAAGUAUGUUUGUCAUUUUAAACAAUAAAUUUUAAGUAAUUAUUAAUAUGCAAUUCAAACAAUUAAAAAUAGAAAUUUGAAAUUAUUAGUAUUUAUUUUGAGAUGUAGAAAAAGUUGGAAAAAAAAAAAAAAAAAAAAAGAAAUAAAAGUUUGUCGUGUACACAAAAAUUAUAUUUGCGGCGUUUUUUUUGUUACCGCGUGAUUUUCAUUGUUUGUGUAUUUUAUUGUUGUUGCGUAGAUAAGAAAAUUUAAUUAAAUAAUUUAUUGACUAUAAUUUUUAUUAUUUGAUAUUGGUUUGAUAAGUAAUUGAUAGUUAACGAUUGGCUCCAAAAAAACGAAUUAUUAUCAAAUAAACUGAUUGAUCAAUAUGGAGGCAGAAAUACCUUCAGUUGUCAUGGAGGAAGCAUCAAAUGAAGUUUCUGAGACAGUUGAAGGUAAUGGAAUAGCUGUGGUUUCAGAAACAAUUGAUUCUUCAAUGAAUCAAGAAAAAGAUAAUCUGACAGCUGAUGAACCAUCGAGUGUAAAUAAUGACAGUUCAACAAGCAAAAAAAUUGAUGAAGAAGUACAUACUGAUGAUCCACCAACUGUUGAAUUGCAAAAUGACAAUGACCACAGUGAUGAAAAUGUUGAUACAUCAAAAAGACUGAGUGAUGUUACAGUAAGUGAUGAGGAUAAAAAUGAUAAGAGUGAUAAGAAUAAAGAUGAUGAAAAUAAUAAGGAUAAAGAAGAUGAACAAAAUAAAAAUAAAGAAGAUGAUAAUAAUAAGAAUAAAGAAGAUGAUAAUAAUAAGGAUAAAGAAGAUGAACAUAAUAAAGAUAUAGUUGAUGAAAAUAUUAAAGAUAUAGUUGAUGAAAAUAAUAAAGAUGUAGAUGAUGAAAAUAAUAAAGAUAAAGAUCAUUCAAGCAAACAAGUUGAUGCUAAUGAAACUUCUGUUGAAAUUGAGGAACCAGUGAUACCAACUCCAAGUGAUAUUUCAACAGUAAAUGAAGAAGAACCAAUGGAAAUUGUUAAUGACGACAUAAUUACUGAAAAUGAAAAAUCAUUGGAUAAUGUAAUUGAAAAAGAAUCAACAGAACCAGUUUUAAUUGAAGUAGAUGAAAAUGAUAAAACUGUCGAAGAAUCUACACCUCAAUCAUCAAAAGAUAUUGAAAAUGAACAAUCAGAAGAAAAAGAAAAAAAUAAUGAUGAUAAAGAAACAGAAGAUGUUAUUGAUUCAUCAGUAACAUCAACAACAACGACAGUUACCAAUUUAGAUGUUCAAGAAAAAGAUGAUUUACCAGAAAAAAAUAAUUCUGAAACAGAAAACACAGAAUUUGUACAAAUAUUACAUGAUAAAAAUGAAGAUUCACAUACUGAGGGACAAUCAAAUGAUGCUGAAGAUCCAUUUGGAGGUGAUAGUUUAGUAACAGAUAAUAUCAGUGCAAUGGAAACUGAUAAUGCAAGUGAUAGCUUUGGUAAUCUUGGUGAUCAGGCUGAUAAUCUUCAAGAUGUUGUUAAUGCAAAAUCAUCAGCUGAAGAAAAUACAAAUAAAACUGAUGAGACAAUUGAAAAACCAAGUACAUCAGCAGCAACUGAAAUAACAAUUCCAGUAGAAACUGUUGAUGAAGAAACAACAGAAAAAAAUAAAGAAAAAACAAUUGAAGUUUUUGAUAUUAUUGAAGAUGAAGAGAGUUGUAUGGAAAUUGAAAAAACAACAACAACAUCAUCAACAACAACAACAACAUCUACUACUACUGCUGCUACUACUACUGCCACUACUGCCACUGCUACUACUGAUACUACUGUUACUACUGCUACUACUCCAAAUGAUGAAAAUGAUAAAAAUGAUGAUGAAAAAACAAAAGAAUCAAAUGAAAAAGAAACUAAUAAAGAUAAUAAUGAAAAAAAUAUUGAUGAAGAUCAUAAUGUUACACCAGUUGUAACAUCAAGUGAAGAACAGACAACAGUUUUACCUGGUCAAGAUGAUGAAUUAUGUAUCGUACCAGACAGCAUGAAAGUUGUAAUACCUCAACCAUCUCCAGCUAAAGAAAAAGAUAAAGAAAAAGAUGAAAAUAAAUCAAAAGAUAAAGAAGAAGAAGAAAAAGAAGGAGAAAAAAAUAAAGAUAAAGAUAAAAUAAAUUCUGAUAAACCAGAAAAAGAAAUUGAAAAAAUAAUUAGCUUAGAUGAUAAAAAUAAAGAAAAAAAAACAUCUGGUGUAUCAGUAAUAAGUGCAGCAAAAAGUGGUAUACCAUCAACAUCAGAAAAUCAAAAAAUGAAUAAAUCAACAUUAGGUAUUAAAGUAAAUAUUCCAAAAAUAAGAAAUGUCAUUUCUAUUGAUGAAGAUAAUGAAGCAUCAAAAGAUGAUGAUGUUGUGACAAUUGAAAAAUGUAGACAAUGUAAACAACAAAAACCUUGUAAUAUAAAAGUUACAUUAGGUACUGAAACAGCAAAUGUUUGUUCAAAAUUAUGUCAAGCAAAUUUUUUGGGUGGUAGUAGUGCAACAUCAACAGAUGCAACAACUGAUGGUUCAAUAUCAAAAUAUGAAAAACGUUGUGCAACAUGUUUAUUAAUUGUUGAAACAGAUGGUGAACGUAAUUUAUCAUGGGAAACAAUGGAAUUUUGUAAUGAAGAAUGUUUAGGUAAAUUUCAAACAAAAUAUGGUAGUUAUUGUAGAAAUUGUAAAGGUCCAGUAUUACCAACAAGUUUGGGUAAAUAUUGUGUUAGAUUUGGAUAUGAUGUACGUCAAUUUUGUUGUUCAGUAUGUCUUGAAGAAUUUAAAAAAGGUCUUAAAGUAUGUAGCUAUUGUCAAAAAGAUAUUAGUUCUGGUGCUGAUGGAUUUUUAGCACCAGUUGGUGAUAGAGGACAAUUUAAAGAUUUUUGUACACAAACAUGUAUGGAAAAAUAUUCAAAAUUAAAUUCAACAGAUGCACCAGUAAGUGAAAAAAAAAAGUGCAGUGUUUGUCAAGUUGUUGCAACAGUACAUUGUGAAGUACAAAUUGAUCGUGGUACACCACAACCAAUGUGUGGUGAUCCAUGUUUAGCUGCAUUUAAAUUUGUUAAUAAAGUUAAUCCAGAUCAAUGUUCAACAUGCAAAAAAUAUUUUGAAGUUAUUAAUAAAAAAAAUACAGUUGUUUAUUAUAAUAAUGAACCACAUACAUUUUGUAGUAAAAGUUGUUUAAAUAUAUUUAUCAUAUCAAAUCGUAAAAUUGUACCAUGUGAUUGGUGUAAAGUUAAAAAAUAUAAUUUUGAUAUGAUUAAAAAAGAUUUAAAAAGUGGUGGUAUUGUUAUGAUGUGCAGUUUAAAUUGUUUAACACUUUAUCAAGUAUCAAUUAAUGCUGUAUCAGCUAAAAAAAUUAAUUGUGAUUUAUGUAAAGAAUUUCAACAAGCACAAUAUCAUUUAACAAUGUCAGAUGCAACAAUUAGAAAUUUUUGUUCAUACAAUUGUGUUAUGAAAUUUCAAGGACAAUAUACUAAAUCACCAAUAACAAUACCAAUUGGUGAUGAUACAUCAUCAUCAACACCACCAGUUGUACCAACUGGUACACCAAAAAGAACUUAUCCUGGUAAACAAACAACACAACAACAACUACAACAUCAAUAUCAACAACAACAGCAACAACAUCAUCAACAAUUGACUGGUAAAAAAACAACUGAAACAAUGACACCAACAACACAAAAUUCAUCAUCAAAUACCAAUAGCAAUAAUACCAGCAAUAAAAAAACAAUGCCAGUUAUAUCAUCAGUAUCAAGUUUAGCAGCAAUGUCAUCAUCAAAUGGUUUAACAAAUUCAUCAAUAACACAAAAAACAUCAAAUACAACAUCAACAACAACAACAACAACACAUAAUACAACAAUGCCAACAUCAACAUCUGUUGGUACACAAUCACAAAUUAUUUAUAAACAUCAAGUUAUAACAAGACCAACAAGUCCAGUACAAAUAUCAAAUAAAAUGACACAAUGUAAACCAUUAAUGCAUACAAAAGGUGUAUCAGUACGUCCACAUCCAUGUGUUAAAUCAACACAAACUGAUGAAGUACAAAAAAUAUUAGUACCAAUACCAGUACCAAUUUAUAUACCAUUUCCAGUACAUAUGUUUUCAUUUCCAGUUCCUAUACCAAUGCCAUUUCCAAUUCCAAUACCUGUACCAAUAUUCAUUCCAACAACUCGUAAUAGUGCAAAAGGUAUAUUUAAAGAAAUUAAAAAAAUACAAGAAAAAUUGCCAACAGAUCCAUUUGAAGCUGAACUUGUUAUGAUGGCUGAAAUGGCAGAAAUGGCAACUGAUAAAAAAAGUGAUAAUCCUGAUAUAGAUUCAGAUUCUGAUUCUGGUGAUAAUACUGCACCAGAACUUGGUGAACCAAUGAAUAAUACAUUUGAUACUGAUGCUGAUGCUGAUGUCGAUGAUAAUGAUAAUAAUGGUGAUACAUUAACAGAUAAUUUAAAUUUAUCAUAUAAUAAUUUAGAAAGUACUAGUGAAAAUCAAGAAACACCUGCUGAAGAAGAUCUUGAAGUAACAUUAGCUAAAAAUACAAUAACAGCACCACCAACAUUAUCACCACCACCAUCAUCGAUAAUACCAGAAUUAUCAGCACAAGAAAUAAAUGAAACACCACCAAUACUUCAAGAUGAUUCACAAAUACUUGAUAAAACUAUGGAAAUUACUUCUGAUGUAUCAACAAUUAAUUCAAUUAUUGAUCCAUCAAUUGAUGAAUCAAAACCAGAAGAUGAUCAACAACAAGAACAACAACAACAACAACAAAAACAACAACAAAAUAAACGUAGUACAUCAUCACAAAAAGGUAAAAAAAGAACAGUUUCAACAAAAUCAAGAUCAACAUCAACCAAAAGAAAUCGUAAAUCAAGUAGUAAAGAUAAUAUUAAUAAACAAACACUUGCUACCAAUAUACCACCAACAAAUCAAGAUAAUAAUUCAUUACGUACAAUUGAUCAAAUUGAAAAACCAGAUGCUAAUAUGGCACUUAAAUAUACAUUUGGUGUUAAUGCAUGGCGUCAAUGGGUUUCAAAUAAAAAUAUUGAACUUGAAAAAAAAUGUACAUCAACAAGAAAAGUAAAAUUAUUUAAAACUGAAUUAUUACAAUUAACAGCUGAUGAAUUAAAUUAUACAUUAUCAUUAUUUGUAAAAGAAGUUAGAAAACCAAAUGGUGCUGAAUAUGCACCAGAUACAAUUUAUUAUUUAUGCUUAGGAAUACAACAGUAUCUAUUUGAAAAUAAUAGAAUAGAUAAUAUAUUUACUGAUACAUAUUAUGAAAAAUUUACUGAUUGUCUUGAUGAAAUAACAAGAAAAUUUUCAGUACUAUAUAACGAUGCACAAUAUAUUGUAACAAGAGUUGAAGAAGAACAUUUAUGGGAAUGUAAACAACUUGGUGCUCAUUCACCUCAUGUACUUCUUACUACACUUAUGUUUUUUAAUACAAAACAUUUUAAUCUCGUCACUGUUGAUGAACACAUGCAAUUAUCAUUUUCACAUAUUAUGAAACACUGGAAAAAAAAUCCAGCUGCACAAGCUUCUGCUGUUGCUAACAAAGCACCAGGAUCAAGAAAUAUACUUUUACGUUUUUAUCCACCUCAACCAGCACAAGGUGUAAAUUCCAAAAAGAGAAGGGUCUAUGAACAACAAGUAAAUGAAGAAAAUCCUUUGAGAUGUCCAGUCAAGCUUUAUGAAUUUUAUCUAUCAAAAUGUCCUGAGAGUGUAAAAACACGCAAUGAUGUAUUUUAUCUUCUACCUGAACGAAGCUGUGUGCCAGAUAGUCCAGUCUGGUAUUCAACUUCACCACUUGCUGAAGAAAAUCUUGUAAAAAUGUUAAAUCGAGUUAAAAUUGUCAAAGAAAUUAACGUUGCUCUUUUAAGCAGUUAAAAUCUCGGUAAAAAAACUUCCUUGUGCGUUGUGCCUCAUUAUUAUUUUAAUUUUUCUUUUUUAUUUUAAUUAGUCAAGCAUUUAAAAAUAACUAAAAAGAAUUAAAAUUUUAUAUAGGCAAAGAAAGAGGAUACACCAAAAUAACUUGUGUAAAAUUUUUAUACUCGAAAAAAAAAAAAACAAACUUUGAU